Molecule: messenger RNA, 1656 nt
Organism: Lates calcarifer (barramundi perch)
Lineage: Eukaryota; Metazoa; Chordata; Actinopteri; Centropomidae
Exons: 4
Coding region: 64-933 (289 amino acids)
Source: RefSeq, a predicted model, not a curated record
AGUCAGGGUGACACAGGAAGCCUCGGCGUUAUUAUUUCCCGAGUUCGCAGGAGAAAUUAAAACAUGGGCUCAAAUUUAACAUCUGAUCAGUCGAUAACAGCUGAUCAAACGAUAACAGCUGAUCAGUCGAUAACAGCUCAUCGGGAGAUAUCAGCUCAUCGGGAGAAGUGUUACGACCCUCGCGACUUGACACUUACUUUUGUUGAUAGAGAGGAUGAGUUGGACUUUUUGUGCGAAGGUUUCAGGUCUCGCAGAGCGUUGAUGUCCUGUGGACACGCUGUGACCCCGACGUCUCUGACCAACUGGUGUCGCAGGUUGUUGGAACAGGGUGAGAGCAGAUUUGUGUGUGGAGUGUACGGUUGUAGUGCUGAGUGGUCUUGCAUGGAGGUUCGUAAAAUGGCUCUUCUGACCAAGAAAGAAACUGCGUACUUUGAAGCAGCCAUGGCCUACAAUACCAAGAAUAACUUACAAACCAAAAUAUGUCCUGGAUGCAAAUCUAAUGUGGUCAGAGAGAACGAGUCUGAUCUGAGAGUCCGCUGCUCAGUGUGCACAGCUAACAGAAGAUGGCCUUAUGAAUUCUGCUGGCAGUGUUUGAGGGAAUGGAAGGGUCGGGCUCCACGGUCAGACCGCUGUGACAAUGACGGCUGCUGCGACCAGUCACUGAUAUUACUUCACACCUGUCCAGAUAUCACCUUUGAGAGUGUAGAGGUCACUGGCUGUCCCUCCGUCCGUGCCUGUCCCACCUGUGGCCAACUGUUGGAGCAUAACAAAAGAAAAUGCAAACAUAUCGUCUGUCCCCGGUGUAGAGUGGAGUUCUGUUUUGUGUGCCUGAAGCUGACAAAACAGUGUUUGAAAACAAGCAGGCAUUUCAUACAUUGCUCCAGUAGUGUUGCCCCUAGACAGACCUCUAUACCUGUGUGGAGGAGAAAAUAAUGUAAACAACACUAUGUGAGUGCUUCAGUUUGUUUUGAUGUGUUUUUUCUGCAGUAAUACAAGUGCAGCAUUGCUGUGUUUUUCAUGUCUCUUUAUCUGGUAAGUAUAAUAUUUUUGUUUUGUUUGUGAGAAAUGUCAUGGUCAUCAUAACUGAUGUUUGCCUGAAAUAUAAGGCUGAGAAUGAAUCUGAAGCAUUUAUCAAUUCAUAAAUUUGAAAUUAGGUGGCUAUAUGUCCUUCCAUACCAAUCAUAUCAUUUAAUUGUGUAGUGCUUCUUUAAGACAAACACAUUGCUAUUUAUCCCCUGUUGUCUUUAUGGCACAGCAGGUAAUGUUUUCCUAAUAAAACUUUGCUGUUUGUUCUCACCAGCAGUCUGUUAUUCACAUGACUUCUUGUAACUGCUGGGAAACUGAAAGUAACAAAAGCAAAUCUUGGUGCAGUCAGUGAAGGUGACACAGCAGCCAGUGAUGGAAAUAUGUGUUCAGCCUCGAAUGAGCAGUUUCAGCAUCAUGUUUUAAGACCUUUUCCUUGUAUUUCUUUGCAAUUUGCAAUUGCAAAACUUAUAGACCUGUUUGAUCAUGUAUAUUAACAGCAUUAAAAUAUCUGUUGUGUUUUCUCAUACACUGUUUUAAAAUUGUCAUUUUAAAUGGUUUCUUCCUUAAUCUCUGUUCAGUGAUAGUUAAGUGAAUCCAUUAAUAAAGUUCCUCAUUACAUGAAUACAGAAA